UGGAAGUUUUUUCGUGAUUUUGUUCAGCGGUUUUUCUCUCUGAGAAAAUGCAUUAUUUUCACGUGUUCUAACGGAGAAUUUGUCUCUAUGAUGUCGCAAUACAUAAUAAAAGCGUGAGAUUAAAGGUGAUAGAAGAAUUACAGGGUAUAGGAAGAAGAAUCCAAAGACCCGCCCAUAGAAAGGCCUGAUAAAUUGACUUCCAGAGAGACAGAGUGAAAAGGAUAUUCGCCAGCUAGAUAAAUAGACGACUUUUCUCUCCCCAUUGCGCGAAAAGACGAGAAAAGAGAUUAGCUUUUGAGGCAACAGAAGAACAGCCACAAUGUCUGCGGCAGCUCGAUCGAAGGAGAAAGUCACAUCAGCGAUUCGCAAGUUCUUCAAGAGUCCUGAUAAGAAGCACGAUGCCAAUAAUGAGGCCAGCACAAAUGCUGGACCUUCAGGAAGUCCAGGGAGACGCCUCAGACGGGGAGUUUCUCCGAGUCCAGCUACGAGUGCGACACAGAUUCCCAAAGCAAUAGACAUGACAAUCCGGGCACGACGCCUCAUGAAGGAGUAUCGCGAGAUCCAGAGACAAAGCGCGAGGCCAGAGCCCGUCUUCACGGUGGAUCUCGUGAAUGACAAUCUGUUUGAGUGGCACGUGAGACUCCAUCAUGUGGAUCCGGACAGUGGCUUGGCUGAGGAUAUGGCUGAGCUCGGAGUGCCCCACAUUCUGCUGCAUCUUGUCUUCCCUGAGAACUUCCCCUUCGCGCCACCGUUCAUGCGAGUGGUGGAGCCGCGCAUCGAGAAGGGCUUCGUGAUGGAGGGCGGCGCAAUUUGUAUGGAGCUGCUCACGCCGCGCGGCUGGGCGAGCGCCUACACGGUGGAGGCCGUGCUGAUGCAGUUUGCCGCGAGCCUGGUCAAGGGACAAGGGAGGAUCUCGAGGAAAUCAAAGAGUUCCAAGGAGUUCAGCAAGAGGACGGCUGAAGAGGCGUUCAGGAGCCUCGUGAAGACGCACGAGAAGUACGGUUGGGUCACACCUGCUCUCUCUGAUGGUUAAAUCCUCCAAUCGAUGUUACUACUCAUGUAUUCUCUAUCCUAUCUGGUCAGGAAGAGGUGAAAAAUCUCAUUAUGUGAACUGAUGAAUUGAUCUCGUUGUUUGUUUUUAAGUAGAAGAUAUUUCGAAUCAGAUAAUUCCACUCAAUGCCAUAGAAUUUAGUUGAAUUUCCAUCGAGGAGCAAAGGAAACACAAAAAAACAUCCCAUUUUCCCUUCCAUACAUUCGUCCACAAUGCAAAGCCCAAAACCAUUUUCCUCAUUUAUCAUUAAUGCUCUCUUGUUUCCUCCUCUUCUGUCUUUGCUCUUCAUUUGGUUUACUCCCAAGAAUUUACGAUAUUGUAACGAGAGAAGAGAGAAAUAAAUUAGAUGAGAUAUUCGUGUAA
Molecule: messenger RNA, 1414 nt
Organism: Phlebotomus argentipes
Lineage: Eukaryota; Metazoa; Arthropoda; Insecta; Diptera; Psychodidae
Product: ubiquitin-conjugating enzyme E2Q-like protein CG4502
Exons: 5
Coding region: 320-1033 (237 amino acids)
Source: RefSeq, a predicted model, not a curated record